Molecule: messenger RNA, 444 nt
Organism: Penicillium maclennaniae
Lineage: Eukaryota; Fungi; Ascomycota; Eurotiomycetes; Eurotiales; Aspergillaceae
Product: mediator of RNA polymerase II transcription subunit 31
Exons: 1
Coding region: 1-444 (147 amino acids)
Biological process (GO): regulation of transcription by RNA polymerase II
Cellular component (GO): mediator complex; core mediator complex
Molecular function (GO): transcription coregulator activity
Source: RefSeq, a predicted model, not a curated record
AUGGAGUCUACGCAGCCUCCCCCGACGCUCACGAACCCUCGGUUCACAUUUGAAUUGGAGUUUGUAUCGUCUCUCGCCAAUCCGUACUACCUUUCGCAUCUCGCGGUCACCUAUCCGGGCCUCCUGGGCAUCUCACAAGCCGAUGAGAACGACGACGAUUCUGCCUCUUCCCCAGAUGCCCAAGCCUUCGCCGCAUACCUGGCCUACCUCUACUCCUACUGGAAGACACCUGAAUACUCUCAAUUUUUGACCCAUCCCGGCCCAACAUUGCGAGCUCUACGACUGCUGCAGGAAGACACUUUCCGCCGCGAUAUCAUUUUGCCCCAAGUCAUCGAAGGUCUGGCCGGUGUUGCCAUGCCCAUCGAAAAUACACAGAAAGGAGAAGCGGACGCUUCAAUGCAGAACGCCGAGACGCAAGACGAGCAGAAUGGGACAAAGACGUGA